Molecule: messenger RNA, 2924 nt
Organism: Anoplopoma fimbria (sablefish)
Lineage: Eukaryota; Metazoa; Chordata; Actinopteri; Perciformes; Anoplopomatidae
Gene: ttc12
Product: tetratricopeptide repeat domain 12
Exons: 21
Coding region: 21-2126 (701 amino acids)
Molecular function (GO): protein binding
Source: RefSeq, a predicted model, not a curated record
UCUUUGCAAAGGGGAAAAGUAUGAUGGACACACUUGAAGACCUCGAGAGUUUUUUGAAGAGUGUUGACGUAAUAAGUGAGCUAGUAAAGGAUCUAAAGUCCUCCGAUGUGGAAAUCCAGCAAAAAGCAAUAAAGACAGCUGAUUCCCAGAUCGCUGCCUUGGAUGAACCCUGCAGGACAAAAGUCAACAAGACUACAAUCAACACAAACCCGCCAGUUCAGCCUUCCGUGGAUCUGCAGAAUGAGAGUCCAGAGCAUUUCAUGAAGAUUAUGGAGAGUGAUGCUGAAGACAGGAGAGUAAGGAGGAUUGCAAAAGCAAAAAAGGCAACUGUAUUCAAAGACAAGGGAAAUGAAGCUUAUGCUCAAGAAGACUAUGAAAAUGCAGUGAAGUACUACAGUGAUGGCUUGGAUGAAAUGAAGGACAUGCAGCCAUUGUACACCAACCGAGCACAAGCGUACAUCAAGCUGGGGAAGUACAAGGAGGCCAUCAGUGACUGCGAAUGGGCCCUGAAGUGUAAUGAGAGAUGCGUAAAGGCUUUCCUACACAUGGGAAAAGCAUAUCUGGCAUUAAAGAAAUACAAGGAGUCCAGAAACUGCUUUGAAAAGAUUGUGGAAAUUGAACCUGUGAUGGACAAGAUGGUGAAAGAAUACCUGACCCAGGUUGAUUUAGAAGAGGCAAGAGAGAGUCAGGAGAUGAAUGCAAGGCAAGAGUUUGACAAGGGAGAGGGGAGAGCCACAAGAGUGCCCCAGCUGCUGGAGAAGUUGUCAAGGCCUGGCCAGAUUCCUUUGUACUACUGUGGAGGAUUUGAGAUUCUUUCACAAGCAGUUACUGACUGUACAGCCCAGACCCUUUUCAGACUGAACAAUGGCUUUAGUAUCAUCAGCAGCAAUGACACAGUGAGAAGUUGUCUGUUGCAGAAAACAAAUGAUCCAGACAGCCAGGAGUUGUGUGCGUCUGCCCUAAAAUUGUGGAAGGUUAUUUGUUGUGGAAAUGAUGAAAACCAGAAAAUGAUGAUGACAUUACCGCUCACCAAACAGUUCAUUGUUCACUUGGUAACAUCGGAGCAUGUUGCAGUGCAGAAAGAAUGCCUAGCAUUACUAUGUGUGUACUCACAGAUGCCACAUGGAAGAGGUUUGGCCAUUGACAACCUGGAUGUGCCAAUGUUAGUGAGGAACCUCAUGGCUUGCAUCUCAAAGCCAACACAGCAGCAGAACACAGCAGUCCACAUUCUGGCGAACUUUGCAGCAGAAAAAAAAUUUUGCAUUCAGUUAAGGGACGUGUUGACAGACUCUGUCAUUGUGCCAUUUACAACAUUACUGAGAAAUAUCAGCAAGUCCAAUCGGCAUGUCCUUGCAUCGCUGAUAACGGCUAUUGGCUGUCUGGCUCGAGAUGAUGUCAUCCGCCACAGUUUUGCUCAUGAUCCAGAAUGUUGGAAGGCUUUUGUGGUCGCCAUUAGGCAGUGCAGUGAGUGUGAAUACAAAGAGGUCAUUUACCCUCUGCUUGGUUUGAUCAUCGACCUUUCAACUAUCACCUCUCCAAUCAUUCAGGAGCAUGCUGUUUCUCUCUGCAAUUGCUGCCUGAACCUGCUGAGGGAUAGUGAUGGAGAAGUGAUAACUAGAGCCACAUGCGUGCUGAGCACCGUCCUCCCUCAGUCCCCUGAGGCUGUUCAGCAUGCUAUUCAGGGGGGUGCGGUCCGGACCAUGCGCUUGCUGUUGAAGGGAACAGGGCAGACUGCCACCAAGUAUGCCAUUAAGACUCUGACAGUGUGCACUGCUGCCAGUCACUUGGCACGGGAGGAGCUGGUGAAGUCUGAUAAAAAACUGUCUAUUUUACGUCAUUUGCUGGCUUCCAGCUGUGAUGAGAUGGUGUCAGGAAAUGCAGCCCUGUGCUUGGCCCACUGCCUUGAAUUGGAGGGAAUUGGCAGCACCCUGCUGGGCACUGAUAUUGUGCUGCUGCUGCUGCGCCACGCUGCAGGGGAUGCUAAGAGGACAGCUGUGCGGCAAAAUGCAGCGAUUGCACUGGGGAGGCUGUGUCGAACUGAUCCCAGACAUUCGAACAAACUUCGAGAACUUCAUGGCUUUGAGGUCCUGCACUCCUGUAUGAAACUCAACACAUGGACGCAAUAGCAUAUAAUGUCCUUGUUUGUCAUCAGUUUUGCUUCUCCUCUGUAUUCUGUUUGGGUUUAGACACAUACCCAAAUGGAAGAAAGAAAAUGAAAACUAAAAAUAAACACCAGUUCUUGAAGUCAUAUAAUUCCCUUUUCUUUUCUCUCUAAUUAUAAAAAUAAAAAAAAUAAAAACUUUUGUCUUUAAUUGCUAAUCCAAUCACUAUCUAUCAUUUUUCAAAUAAUAUGGAAUUCAUUUUUUUUGAUGUCUUGAGAAUAUCCAAAGAUAUAUUUUAUUAUUAUUGAUUCUGCUACUAAAUACAUAAACAUGGUUAUAAAAUUUGCCAACCUUAUUGUGUGUUAUAUUUUUCAUGCCAUGUAAAUGUAUGCGCUUAAUUACCCUGAAUGUAUGUGGAUGGAGGUCCAAGUGCAGUAAUAACUGUAAUUUUUGGAUUCGGAAGAACGGAUAUUGAUCAGGCAGAAUUAACAUACUGAUGGGAUUUGAAGUGAGACAUAUAUUAUAGCCUGUAUCCCUUUGGUCUAAGGCUUUCUUUAAGGGCACUCACUCAUCCGUCUUGGAAGGUUUUGCUCUUAUUUACCAUGAAGAAGUGUGUUAAAUGCAAAUGACGGGGUAUGCUGCAUGCCUAACAGCUAGUAUUACUGACAAAUCUCACCCAUACCUCUAUGUAACCACAAUCACAAGCUCUAAUAUCAUUUGGUGUCCUAAAGGGUAAUUUUGCUUUGUGCCAGCCUUUGGUAUAUAUAAAUCUAAUCUGUGUGAUCAGUUUGUUUAUUUUGGAAUUUCAUUUCCAGAAAUUGU